AUGGGUCUAGUUCACUACUUCAUUGGCAUUCAGGUUCAUGCUCACAACUAUGGCUUGUUCCUUAGUCAAGAGAAGUACACAACUAAUAUGUUAAUCAACACUGGAAUGGCUGACUGCGCACCUGUUUUUACACCGUUACCGCUGCAACUUGAUAGAGUUCCAGGACAAACAGAGCCUACUUACUUCAGAAGUCUUGCAGACUUUACGAACCUAAAACGUGUGCUGCAUUACCUCAAAGGAACGUAUCUGUACUGUGUUAACCUCAACGCUAACACUGAUAUCACUCUGCAAUCCUUCAAUGAUAGCGAGUAG
Messenger RNA from Raphanus sativus (radish), 312 nucleotides. RefSeq lists its product as uncharacterized. The transcript has 2 exons. The coding region runs from base 1 to 312 and encodes 103 amino acids. The record is from RefSeq and is a predicted model, not a curated record. Lineage: Eukaryota; Viridiplantae; Streptophyta; Magnoliopsida; Brassicales; Brassicaceae.